GAGAAAGGUCACACCUUGAGUCAACGUGGCCUGUGCCUGACUCCUUGCUUGGACAAGAGCAUCUGGCACGCCAGGCCGCACGCUGUCUUCGAUGAUGGCCUCUUCCACAGAGCCAUCAUCGAAGUCCGCUAUGAUCCAGCGCGAGCUAAGCAGAGCCGUAACAAGGGGAAGAAGGGUGCGAGCAACAUCACCAUCAACAGCGAUGCUGUGGCGAUCACUGGGUUGAUUAUCCAGGUUAACUCACAAGUCUACGCUGGAGAGGAGCGCUUCAAGGGCUGGGACGACGACCUCGAAGUUGUCCCACGCCCUGUAUUGAAAAGCCGUCAAGCAUGCGAACGCCAGAGGCGUCGCGAUCAUGAGCGGCGAAGGCAGCCUGUGGUUGGCAACGACAGCUCCUCCCAGCGCGAGAGAAGUAGGCCCCGCGAGAGCUCUCUGGUUGCUAGGCUUGAGGCGGAAGCACAGCUGGAGAGGGAGCGGCGGCGCCUCGAGUACGAAGCGCGUCGGGAGACCUAUGCUCGUCGAGCGGAGGAAGCCUGGCGUGAACGUGAUGAGCUGCGUCGGCAGCAUGCCCAACGUGAAGAAGAGGCCCGGCGUAGACGCCGGUCUUGGUCUCCACCGGGUCGCUUUAAUGUAUUCUCACCAUCCAGGCGGAGGAGGAGGAGGACGCGUUCUCGAAGUCGAGUUCAAUGA
Molecule: messenger RNA, 690 nt
Organism: Symbiodinium pilosum
Lineage: Eukaryota; Dinophyceae; Suessiales; Symbiodiniaceae
Source: the annotation of a GenBank genome assembly